AUGGCUUCCUCUUCUUCUGAACCUACUAAACCUGAAGAAUAUGGUGGCGGCAGCAGAGGAGGUGGAGAAAGCUCGGAAGCGGCGGCGUUCCCCUUAGACACUGAUAAACUUUUACUGUAUAGAGGCCUGAAGAAAGCGAAGAAAGAGAGAGGUUGUACUGCGAAAGAGCGCAUCAGUAAAAUGCCCCCUUGCACCGCUGGAAAGCGAAGCUCCGUUUAUCGUGGUGUCACUAGGCAUAGAUGGACCGGUCGUUAUGAAGCUCAUCUUUGGGAUAAAAGUACCUGGAAUCAAAGCCAAAACAAGAAGGGAAAACAAGUUUACUUGGGGGCUUAUGACGACGAGGAAGCUGCAGCGAGAGCUUAUGAUCUUGCUGCUCUAAAAUAUUGGGGCCCUGGAACGCUCAUAAACUUUCCUGUGAAAGAUUAUACAAGAGACCUUGAAGAGAUGCAAAACGUCUCAAGAGAGGAUUAUCUUGCAUCACUUCGAAGAAAGAGUAGUGGUUUCUCAAGGGGUAUCUCCAAAUACCGCCCCCUCGCCAGUCGUUGGGAUUCACAAUUUGGUCGUAUGCCUGAAGCUGCUUACUUCAACAACACACUCUAUGGUUCCGGUGACGAGAGAAGCAUAGAAAGUGAGUAUGCAGGUGGUUUCUGCAUAGACAGGAAGAUUGAUUUGUCAAGUUACAUCAAAUGGUGGGGAGCAAACAAAUCCAGUCAGACUGAUUCUCAUGCAAAAUCAUUAGACGGAACAAAACAUGGCUGUCCAGAGGACAUUGGUAGUGAGCUUAAAGCUCUAGAGAGGUCAAACAAGCCCACUGAACCCUAUGAGAUGCCCUGUCUAGGCUUGCCUCUGGAAGGAAAAAAGCACAAAACAGUGUCUGCUAUGAGCAUUUUGUCACAGUCAGCUGCAUAUAAAAGCCUGCAAGAGAAUGCACUUAAAAAGAAGGAAAAGGAUGAAAAUGACGAGAAUGAAAACAAAAGUAGCAUAAAGAAAAUCGACCUUGGGAAGUCGGUUGAGAAAUCAUGGCAUGAUGGUGGAAAUGAGAGACUUGGAGUUGCAUCUGGGAUGGCUGGAGGAUUAUCUAUGCAUAGAAAUGCAUAUCCACUAGCUCCUCUUUUGUCUGCACCACUUCUUACGAAUUAUAAUACUAUUGAUCCCUUGUCAGAUCCUGUUCUUUGGAGUUCUCUUGUUUCUGUCCUUCCUACUGGAUCUUCACACACAACUGAGGUUAUGAAGAACGAAUCCAGCUCAGAUUAUACUUUCUUUCAGCAAGGAGAUUAA
Fraxinus pennsylvanica is the source of this 1278-nucleotide messenger RNA. The record is from the annotation of a GenBank genome assembly. NCBI's taxonomy places the organism in Eukaryota, Viridiplantae, Streptophyta, Magnoliopsida, Lamiales, Oleaceae.